Molecule: messenger RNA, 2784 nt
Organism: Carassius auratus (goldfish)
Lineage: Eukaryota; Metazoa; Chordata; Actinopteri; Cypriniformes; Cyprinidae
Product: gap junction beta-7 protein-like
Exons: 2
Coding region: 342-1115 (257 amino acids)
Biological process (GO): cell-cell signaling
Cellular component (GO): connexin complex
Molecular function (GO): gap junction channel activity
Source: RefSeq, a predicted model, not a curated record
AGGUUCUCCACGUGUCUGCUGUUGAUCCGAGCGCAGAGCGUCUGUCAAGGGCACGAGUGACUGUUUACACUGCUAACACUGCAACACCUCGUGCAUUCAGCAAACACAGCAAACACAGUCGUGUCAGCCGGCUCAGAGCAGAGCGUUUCCAGUGACACAAGAGUCCUGUCAGCCGGCUCAGAGUGACACAAGAGUCCUGCCAUAGUAACCAAACAGGUGUGGCACCUGCACCAGGUGUGUUUGACUAUCAAAUAGCAGAGAGAAGCAGCUCUCGGAGCACUCACAGUCUGUCAGCAGCACAGCAGAAGAGAAUCAGACUGCUGGAGAGCAGCCGAUGAAACAUGAACUGGGGGUUCCUGGAGAAUGUGUUGAGCGGGGUGAACAAGUACUCGACUGUGGUGGGACGGGUCUGGCUGUCCAUCCUCUUCGUCUUCCGCAUCCUGGUGUACGUGGCCGCCGCCGAGCAGGUGUGGAAGGACGAGUUCAAAGACUUCGUCUGCAACACACAGCAGCCGGGCUGCGAGCAGGUGUGCUUCGACCGCUUCUUCCCCAUCUCUCAAGUGCGGUUAUGGGCCAUUCAGCUGAUCACGGUGUCCACCCCGUCGCUGCUGGUGGCUCUGCACGUGGCUUACAGGGAGCACAGAGAGAGCAAGUACAAGAGGAAGCUGUACCAGGACAAGGGCAGCCUCGACGGAGGACUGUUCUUCACCUACAUCACCAGUCUCAUCCUCAAGACGUCCUUCGAGGUGGCCACUCUGCUGGCUUUCUACUUCCUGUACAGCGGCUUCCACGUUCCCCGCUUGCUCCAGUGUGACGAGAGCCCCUGUCCCAACACCGUGGACUGCUACAUCGCAAAAGCCACCGAGAAGAAAAUCUUCCUUUACAUCAUGGGCUGUACGUCUAUACUGUGCAUUGUUCUGAAUGUGGUGGAGAUGAUGUAUAUCAUAUGGAAGCAGUGCUGGAAGUGCUUCAGUAAGAGGUACACUCCUGUGCACGAGAGACGGCCUCCGUCCACGCUCACUCUCGGCUCACCGCCGCCGCUAGACACGUCUAAAGAGGAAGGACUUCAUUCUGCACCGGCUGGAAGGGAAAGCCCAAAGCUUGCUGCUUCAUGAGCACUUGGGCUUUAUUCAUGCAAGCUACACCAGUUCUUCUCCGCUGAUGGCUCACAGACAGCAAGGAAACACAAGAACAAACUACAGUCACGAAGAGCUACAGUAGCAUAACAAACACAAGUAACUUUAAAAAGGGAAAAUUUGACUCCAGCAUGGCCUAAUACUCACAAACCAUCAACAAGAUGACAAAAUACAGCCCAGAUGACGUUAAAUACAGGUUCAUUUGGAACAAGGGAAAGUAUGUCUUGAGCGGAAAACAUUAAACUAUGAAUAUUAUCAACUAACUGUAUUUUAUUACUAAGGCUGCCAUGUUGAUUUAGCAUAUUGUUAUGCCUGCAAAGUUUAUGGUCAUAUUAUUAUAUUUAUUUUUGUAUGAUAAGUAAUUGUGGUGCUGUCCAAUUACAGAACAAGAUGAGAACCACUUGGUUUAACUGUAGGGACUCACUUCAUAUUGUCUUUACCUACUAAAUUAAUAAUUCGAUACAAUGUCCUUAUUGUGUAUAUCUUACAUUAAAAAAAAAUACCUUUCUGUAGUCACAUCUUUAAUUACACAGCAGACCCUUGCUUAAUCACAUCCCUAACCUUAACCCUAUCCCACCUCAGUAGUGAUCUGCAAUACAACGAACAGAAGUACAUCACACCAGACUAUUCAUUACUUUAGAUGCAAGUACACAGUCGUUAAAACACAUAAUAUAAAGUGGAACCAACUGUACUUAAAGACUGUUUCUUUUACAAGUCAAAAAUAAAUAUCCUUCUCUGAUAAUCAUGGUGGAUCAGUCAGUGCAUUAUUAAACAUUAAGUUGAUUGAGAAAGAAAGAAAAAAUAAAUUACUCUACUUUUAAAGCACCUACCACAAUAUGGACAAAAGUAUUGGGACCCCCCUUCAAAUGAACAGGUUAGACUACUUCAGUAAUUUCCAUGAUUACAGAUAUACAGUAUUAGGGAAUUGUGUGCUUCUAUUUUUAUAGCAACAGUUUGUACAGGACCCUUUUCUAUCAUGACAUGACGAUGCCUCUGUGUAUAAGGCAAGGUUGAAAAAUCAAUGAUUGAUUGAGUCAGUGUGGAAGAGCUUGACUCAUCUGCAGAAAACCAGACCUUGAGCCAAAACCAAACACCAGUGACAUGUAGAUAUGAUGACAGUCAUUUCAGACACUUCCAAAACUGUUGCAACAGAGAUGGAUAUACCAAUUUGGAAAUACAUGAAUUAUGUUUCCAUCUUUGUUGCCAUUUCUUUUCUAAAGAAGGGGGUGUCCAAAUACAUCUAGCAUAUAUAGUCAAUAGAUCAACUCUUUUUGUUUCCAUGUAUACAUGAUAUAAUUGUUUGUUAUACUGGGAUAAUCAUAUGUUUGAUCCCCUUAACAUCGCUCAAAGCAGUUGUAUAAUUUCAAAAACCAUGCAAACAAGGAUGAGACCAACACGGAGUAACAAAAUGCAAGCUGUAUUAAAUUGGUUGCUAUUGAUUAACAUACAGACUGCUGGUGGCAGUAGUUGAUCAAAGAGCCACACACAACAUUAUGGACAAAUUUCAGAUUUACAAGGUAAACAGGACCAAAACAUUUACGAAUUAUACACAGCACUACAUAACAUCAGAGUUGAUGAUUCACUUUCAGCUGGAUAGAAAAAGUCCAAUGGAAUAUUAAAAAUUACAAGUCUAUCCAACACUCAAAAA